Messenger RNA from Closterium sp. NIES-67, 2511 nucleotides. The record is from the annotation of a GenBank genome assembly. Lineage: Eukaryota; Viridiplantae; Streptophyta; Zygnematophyceae; Desmidiales; Closteriaceae.
AUACCCCACUAAUCUCGCUGCUCCCUUGGCUUCUGGGAACGCUGCGACCCUGAUUCUGUGCUACGCAGUGAGCGCCAAACUGUGGCAUUUCUACCAGCCGGCUCUUGGGAAAAAAUAUCUUCACUGGAACAUUCGACUAGAGUCCCAGCCUCAGGCAGCCAGCGAGGCCUAAGUCCCGACUGACCGCAUCCCGGCAAGACGCCGCAUUGCACGCCUCUCGACUGAAAAUGGCGGCUUGAGUCAAUUAGUUCACCACCAGCCAUUCAUUGUCGGCCAGUUCGUUUCGCAUGAGCCACCUGCUUCUCAUGUCGCCGGUGCAUGCCCAGUCAAGCCCAAAACUGGUCCUCUGUAGUGCCUGCUGUAUCUGGCUGUCAUCCUAGCCCAAAACCCGUCAGUACCCAUAGUAGCUUAAGCGCCCCUCCCUGUGGCCACGCCCCUAGAGUCACUAGCGUCCCGACCAGUCGGCGACCGUCUCUCGCCAUCAUUUGAUCUACUCACGCUAGCUUCUGUCGCUUCGUAGACUACCUCUGACUACGCUGCACACCUAGCAUACCGCCUUCACUCGCCUAACAGGCGUUGCACACUCAAAUUCGAACAAGGUCGCGUGCAUCUGUUCGGAAGUAACCCAGAACCGGAAUCCGUGUUGCAUCGGUGCGCGUGCCAAGGAACGAAGAUGGGAACUUUUAGCAAUUACCGAAUGAGUACAUUAGCGGGGACGAGGCGACGUUACGCAUUAGGAGCGGCGGCUUUUGCCGUCAUCCCUAUUAUCGUGGCGCUUGGGGUGCUUGCGCAUCUCGCCCUUCCGGGAGCAGCGCUAGCGCCUCAAGAUUAUUCCGCCUCCCCCGAUCAAUCCGACCCCGUCCGUCGCCAACUCCGCCACCCGUUUCCCCCACCAGGCGCGGGCUCGCGCUGCGACCUGACGACGGGGGAGUGGCGGAGGGGGACCAAAGGCUUUCCGCGGUACACGUCGCUCCCGGGGAAGCCGAACUCGUGCCCGUACGUGCGGUCGGAUUUCUCGUGCGAGCGCAACGGACGGUCGGAUAUGCGCUUCCAGUGGUACCGCUGGCAGCCCAUCAAGUGCCUCUAUACUUACUUUAGCCCAUCGGGCUUUAAGUACAUGCUCAAGGGAAAGAAAGUGCUGCUGGUGGGCGACUCGAUGAUGUCCAACUUCUACGAGGCGCUGCUCUGCGCCAUCCACAUCGGCGGCUUCAAGGGCGAGCCGUACCAGCGCAACACGGCGGGCGUGUUCAGCAUCAAGGGCGUGCAUUUCCCCCGGAUGAAUAUUUCUGUCGAGCACCUCUUCUCGCCCUACCUCGUCUACGCCAUAACCCGCGGCACGGUGAACGGCAAGGGCGGCCACGGCUACGACGUCCACGUGGACAAGAUCCAUCCGACGGUCGCGAAGAUCCUUCCGGAGUACGCCAUGGCGGUCUUCGCGUCGGGCGUCUGGUGGCAGCAGAACGUGCCGCGCCGCAAGCAGCCGAACGUGUUUUUCGUGAACAAUUCGCCCAAGAACCUGUCCAAUCUCGACGCGCACGCGUGGGCUCUCAACACGCUGAGCUCGUUUAUAAAAGGCACUAAUUACGGCGGCGUGCCGUACUUUAUCUCGUUCUCGCCGCACCACGGAGGCGCGGGCAGCCCGCAGAAGGGAGUGUACCAGGACUCUGCGGGGGGGACGAAACCCUCGUGGGUUGGCGCGUGUGGCGCUGUGAAACCCACGUCGGAACAGGCGGCGUUGAAGGACUACAGGCUGUCGCUUCCCACGUCCGAAGCGUACAUGACGACACAGAAAACCGCGUUAUUGGGAUCCCCGUUACGGUUCCUCCAGGUUACCAGCCUGAGCGCGAUGCGGCCGGAUGCGCAUCAGGGUCCCUGGUUCAAGAGGCGGGCUUCGACCGGUCCUGGGUCGCCAAGUGGCAACGGAGAAUCCCCCUUUUCCGGGGAUUGCACCCAUUGGUGCUUGCCAGGUGUGCCGGACGCGUGGGUGGAUAUGAUGUACUCGAGCAUGUUGCUGGAGCCAUCGCUGGCAGGAUUGAAGAAGUAGAGAUGAGAGAACGGCCUGAUUUGCCAUCGCUGGGGGGACUGAAGAAAAAGAGAGGAGAAAGAGCUCUUGAGUCGACUCAGGAGCUAGCGUGUUGCUGGAAGAACCAUCACGGGCGGGACUGAAGAAGUAGAAGAUACGAGAACAAAGGCUGGGGAUGCCUUUUGAAUCGACUGACAGUCAUCAGACGCGGUGGACGCGUGGGUGGAUGUGAUGCACUCGAGCAUGCUGCUAGAACCAUCGUUGGCAGGAAUGAAUAAGUAGAGAUAAAGAGAGGGAUCAAAGGUUUAGGAGGAUACGGAAUGCAUUUCCACGUGUUGCCAGUGCUGUUACCAUUCGUUAGCAAGCAAGUUUACGUAUUGCGCAUGGGUUGGAAAACAUGUCUGGAAGGAAAUCGGGACGCGGAAGUGUUGGUGGGCAGUUAUGUUAGUAGGAGGUCGUCGGUCAUCAUCCGGCCGUUGUGCUUGCAU